Messenger RNA from Penicillium nucicola, 1281 nucleotides. Its product is annotated as TADA1 family protein. Bases 1 to 1281 code for a protein of 426 amino acids. Gene Ontology annotation, molecular function: transcription coactivator activity. Lineage: Eukaryota; Fungi; Ascomycota; Eurotiomycetes; Eurotiales; Aspergillaceae. Gene Ontology annotation, biological process: regulation of transcription by RNA polymerase II. Gene Ontology annotation, cellular component: SAGA complex. The transcript is spliced from 4 exons. The record is from RefSeq and is a predicted model, not a curated record.
AUGCAGAUCGAUCCGGCCGCCUUGAGUCGCAGUGACUCUGCAAAUAACAAAGGCGUUGCGCCAAAUGGCGCAACCUCAAUCAAGACAUCCCGAGCUUUGGUAUCGGUGCCGCGGCUGGACCUGGAGCAUGCCUACACGGACUUGAAGGCCGCCAUCGGAGACAAGUGGAGCGAGUACAAGGAGUCCACAGCCCUUUUCCUACUAGGACAUUACAAUCAGAACGAAUACGCGUCACGAGUGGAUUAUUUCUUAUGUGCAGACCCGAAAAAUGAACAUCUACAUAACAACUUUGUAUGCGCGCUCAUCGGAAACCUCACGCGCGACCUCCCUGAUCAUGGCGUCGCAAACUGGGUAUCAGCCAACGAUAAGCCCUCGGCCGUGUCGAAACCCAUCUCCGGAGAUGCUGCGGAACAAAGGCUGAAGACGGAGGUCAUGCAACUACCUCCAAGGGACCGCCGGCGCAUCAAGGCAAUCACCGAGCGUGAUAACUACGAGACAUUGCCUACGGAGCUCGAGCAAUCUCAUCUGGUCAAGCAAAUCAAACUACCCAGUCAGGUCCCCGCAAGUGCAGGCGGGCUGAACAAAACCAACCCUAACAAAGGUUUCUUCACUUUAGACUGGGAACUGGAAAUUCGGAAACGAUAUGCCCAACCCCUCGCUGCAGAAACUGGUGAAUUUCCGGAUGCCGAAUCUAUCUAUUCACGCAUGGUCCCCAUAUGCUACGAAGAAUCCCUCCCCAGCGGUGCCGGUCUCCCCUGUGCAGAGUUCAUGGCCAUUGCAACGGAAACCUUUGUCAAGGAAGUACUAUCCGCAGUCUUCUCACGCACACGUUCGAACGGACCAUCGGGCACAAUUAACAACAUGAUGAUGCGCAAAUAUCGGCAACAGCUUGAAAUGGAAGAACUUGCAUAUACCCGAGGUGAGAUUGCGAAAGAUGCUGCGACAGGCUUGCUACCUGUUGAAGCACGCGAGGCCAAGGUUCGGAGACCCCUGGGUGUGAGAGACCUGCGACUCACUCUCGAGCUGGGCGGCGGUGUUCUCGGCCAUAUGCCCUUGAUUGUGGAUCAAAUCAUGGGCGGAUACUUUGAAGAUGAGCUCGAAACAGAAAAGCAAGAUCGUGUUGAGAACGGAGUGGAACCGCAUGAGGAUAUUAAACAACCCGCCGAAGACGAGAUGGACCUGGACGAAGAUGAGUCUCUCUUGGACUGGGAAGGAGGCGGUGUUGGUGACCGAGAACAGUUGAGCUCGUUGCUUGACGAGUGUCUGUCCAUGGCCGCAUGA